Molecule: messenger RNA, 1832 nt
Organism: Cajanus cajan (pigeon pea)
Lineage: Eukaryota; Viridiplantae; Streptophyta; Magnoliopsida; Fabales; Fabaceae
Source: RefSeq, a predicted model, not a curated record
AACCGUAUAAGCAAGUGGUUUAAGGCUAAAACGCGAUUCAAUGCCAUCUCUGCAAAAGAAAUUGCUUGAUGAAGAAAGUCUUGCUGAAUCUCAGCCAAAGACAUGCUCGAGGAAGCCCGGAUGGAAAGCCAUGCCUUACAUUUUAGGUAAUGACACAAUUGAGAGGCUGGCAUCGUUUGGAAUGCAAGCAAAUUUUGUGGUUUAUUUGAUGAAAGUGUAUAACAUGGAUCAGGUGCUUUCUGCAUACAUUUUGAACACUUGGCUUGCUAUUUCCAAUAUCACUCCUCUAAUUGGAGCCUUUGUUGCUGAUGCCUACUUGGGAAAGUUUCACACGAUUGUUCUUUCAUCCUUUUCAAGUCUUGUGGGUAUGGUGAUAGUGAUGCUAACGGCUUGUGUGCCCCAAUUUCAUCCUGCACCAUGCUCAACUCAGCAACAACAAAAUGAUGAGUGCAUUGGCCAAACAAAUUUCCAAAUGGGUGUCUUAAUUUUUGGGUUGUUCUGGCUAUCUAUAGGCACAGGUGGAAUUAGGCCAUGCAGUAUUCCUUUUGCUGUUGACCAAUUUGAUUUGACCACUGCUGAAGGAAGACAAGGAAGUAGUAGCUUCUACACUUUGUACUACACCACACAGACACUGAUUCUGUUGAUCAACCAAACUCUAUUGGUUUAUAUUCAAGACUCUGUCAGUUGGACUCUUGGUUUUGCACUUCCCAGUGUGUUUAUGGUUAUUUCAAUUGUUUUCUUCGUUGCUGGUACUAAAGUUUAUUCCUAUGUUAAGCCUGAGGGAAGCAACUUUUCUAGCAUAGCUAAAGUGAUGGUUGCAGCACAACACAAGCGCCAUCUUCGUCUGCCUCCAGCUGACCACACACAAGGAGCAUUAUAUGAUCCUCUACUCGAGACCAAUGAUUCUGAAGUAAAAUUGCCCCUCACAGAUGACUAUAGGUGCUUAAACAAAGCAGCCAUUUUAGUAGAAAAUGAAUUGAACAAUGAUGGAUCACGCAAAGACCCUUGGAGACUUUGUACCGUCCAACAAGUUGAAGAGGUGAAAUGCUUACUUAAGAUCAUGCCGGUAUUCAUAACCAGCAUCAUAGUCAACAUUCCCAUAGGACAACAAGCAAUAUUUGCAGUAUCACAAGCCUUGAAAAUGGAUAGGAACUUGGGAGCUAAUUUUGAGAUACAUGCUGGCUCAGUAAACGUCAUAAUGAUGUUGUCAAUAGGUGUAUUCCUCCCAAUCUAUGAUGAAAUAAUUGCUCCUGCCCUAGAAAAGUUCACCAAGCAAGAAAGGGGACUAACAACCCUUCAAAGGAUUGGACUUGGUCACGCUUGUGGAAUUCUAUCGAUGGUGGUUUCAGGGGUGGUGGAGAUCAAGAGAAGGGAAUUGGCCAUUUCAAAGGGUGCAUCUGAUGGGGUUGCACCCAUGUCAGUGUUGUGGCUAACUCCUCAGUUCAUGCUCUUGGCAUUUUGUCAUGUGUUUGCAACUGUUGGCCACACUGAGUUUUUCAACGCUGAGUCCCCUGAUGGCUUGAAAAGUAUUGCCAAUGCAUUGCUAUGUCUCAAUAUUUCAGCUGCUAGUAACUUGAGCAGCUUCAUAGUAAACAUUGUGCAUUCCUACACUGGGAAACAAGGUCAACCAGAUUGGCUUGAUGGUGACAUCAACAAGGGCAGAUUGGAGAACUUCUAUUUCAUUGUUGCGGCAUUGGGAGUGUUGAAUUUGUGCUAUUUCAUAUUUUGUUCCCGUCGCUACCAUUAUAAGGUCACUGUGAAGGCCUGAAAACAGUUUAAAUAUUUAUUGAUUAUCUCACAAUUAAUAUGCUUCAGAAUGGCACCUGUACAUU